AUGCCUAGCCUCAAUUUCAAUCCCGACAAAGAAAUCCCCGAUCUGACGGGUAAAUCCAUUUUCAUCACGGGCGGAACCAACGGUCUGGGCGCUCAAUCAGCUAUCCACCUAGCCAAACACAACGCAUCCCACAUCUACAUCAGCGGCCGCAAUGCGCAAAGUGCCGAAAAGAUCAUCGCCCAAAUCCGCGAGACCGGUUCAAAAACCAAAGUCAAAUUCAUCCAAUGCGACCUAGCAUCUCUCUCCUCCGUCAAAGAAGCAGCCGAACAAUUCGCCUCUCAAACACCGCAACUAGACAUACUAAUGUGCAACGCCGGCAUCAUGGCCAAACCCCCAUCCCUAACACCAGACGGCUACGAAAUCCAAUUCGGCACAAACCAUCUCGGCCACGCACUCCUCAUCAAAAAACUACUCCCCCUCCUCGAGAAAACGAGUAAUACAGGCGGCGACGCGCGCAUCGUCAUCCUCACGUCCGAGGGCAUGUUCCUCCACCCGAAGGGCGGCAUCAUCUUCGACGAUCUAAAAACCGUCCAAGAUUUCUGGGUCGGCGGACCGUGGCGACGAUAUGGACAGAGUAAAUUAGCCAAUAUGCUCUAUGCCCGUGAAUUAUCCCGACAAUACCCCGGUAUUAUUUCUGUGUCUGUACACCCUGGUGUCGUGGCUACGGAGUUAGUUGGGAACUCGAAGUUUAUGGAUCGGGCACUGAUUCAGGUGACUAAUUUUGGAAAAUUGCUUAAACCGGAAGAGGGGGCUUUUAAUCAGGUUUGGGCUGUGACGACGCCGAGGGAGAAGUUGGAGAAUGGAAUGUAUUAUGAGCCUGUGGGCAAGUUGGCGUGGAAGAAGCUGGAUAAGACAGCGAGAGAUGAUGGUUUGGCAAAGAGAUUGUGGGAGUGGACCGAGGAGGCUUUAAAGGGGUAUUGA
This is a messenger RNA of Penicillium subrubescens, 921 nucleotides long. Its product is annotated as oxidoreductase, short-chain dehydrogenase/reductase family. The transcript has 2 exons. Lineage: Eukaryota; Fungi; Ascomycota; Eurotiomycetes; Eurotiales; Aspergillaceae. Bases 1 to 921 code for a protein of 306 amino acids. The record is from RefSeq and is a predicted model, not a curated record.